UCCCAGCUUCCCUGCGUCUGACGUCACGACGCAGGAUCGAGAGGAGGCGAUGAGAGGAAGCUGCAAUAAACACACAGGGCGUCUGCGCCUAUCUAAAUAGGACAAUAAAGUGAAAUCGGUCUCAAUGCUCUAACAAUGGAUUUGUCACAUAUUCUACCCCUUAAAGUUUUCCUCUUCGUUUAUUUACUAAACUACACUCAAGGACACUAUAGGAAUCCCCUGAACAAGUACAUCCGACACUAUGAAGGCUUGUCCUACAACACAGAGCUUGUUCACACCAAACAUCAGAGAGCCAAAAGGGCGCUAAUUCACGAAGACAAGUUCAUCCACUUAGAUUUUCACGCUCAUGGAAGACAUUUCAAUUUACGAAUGAAAAGGGACACGUCCUUGUUUGCCCCAGAUUUACGGGUGGAUGUUUCAGGAGAAGAGGUUCCUUACGAUACCUCUCAUAUCUACACGGGUGAAAUCUAUGGUGAGAAAGGUACUCUGACUCACGGAUCCAUUGUAGAUGGUAAGUUCGAGGGUUUUAUACAAAGCUACCAUGGCACUUAUUACGUGGAGCCUGCAGAGCGAUACCUGGAGGACAAAGACGUGCCCUUCCACUCUGUCAUGUACCACGAGGAUGACAUACACUACCCACACAAGUACGGCCCAGAGGGAGGCUGUGCUGAUAGCUCCGUGUUUGAAAAGAUGAGGAAGUAUCAAGCCACUGCUGCCGAGGAGCCAGCCAAGCAGGAGCUGCACGCCGAUGCUGACUCUAAUGACCCGGUACUGCUGAGGAAGAGGAGGAUGGCCCAGGCGGAGAAAAACACCUGCCAACUUUUCAUUCAGACCGACCACCUUUUCUUCAAAUACUACAAGACCAGAGAAGCUGUUAUAGCUCAGAUCUCCAGUCAUGUCAAAGCUAUCGAUGCAAUCUAUCAGGGCACAGACUUCACAGGAAUUCGUAACAUCAGCUUCAUGGUGAAAAGGAUCAGGAUAAACACCACCAAUGACGAGAAAGACAGAUCCAACCCAUUCCGCUUUGCAAACAUCGGGGUGGAGAAGUUCCUGGAGCUGAACUCGGAGCAGAACCACGAUGACUACUGCUUGGCUUACGUUUUCACCGACAGGGAUUUUGAUGAUGGGGUACUGGGACUGGCCUGGGUGGGAGCCCCCUCAGGGAGCUCUGGAGGAAUCUGUGAGAAGAGCAAGCUGUAUUCAGAUGGAAAGAGGAAGUCUCUCAACACGGGCAUAAUCACUGUGCAGAAUUAUGCCUCCCACGUACCUCCAAAAGUCUCUCAUAUCACUUUUGCACACGAAGUAGGACACAACUUUGGCUCCCCGCAUGACUCCGGAUCCGAGUGCACCCCUGGAGAGUCCAAGAGCCAAGACAAGAAGGAGAAGGGCAAUUACAUCAUGUAUGCCAGAGCCACAUCAGGAGACAAGCUCAACAACAAUAAGUUCUCCGUCUGUAGCAUUCGCAAUAUCAGCCAGGUGCUGGAGAAAAAGAGGGGCAACUGUUUUGUUGAGUCCGGUCAGCCCAUCUGCGGUAACGGCCUGGUGGAGCCUGGGGAAGAGUGCGACUGCGGCUACAGCGAUCAGUGCAAAGACGACUGCUGUUAUGAUGCCAACCAGCCUGACAACAAGAAGUGUAAAUUAAAGCCCAACAAAGUCUGCAGCCCCAGCCAGGGUCCUUGUUGUACCCGCGGGUGCAUUUAUAAGGGUCGUAACGAGAAGUGCAGAGACGAGUCCGAGUGUGCUCACCAGGGGAUGUGUAAUGGCGUCAGCGCUCAGUGCCCCACGUCUGAGCCCAAGGCCAACUUCACCGCCUGCCACGGCGAAACUCAAGUCUGUCUCAACGGGGGCUGCUCCGGCUCCAUCUGUGAGAAGUACGGACUAGAGGCGUGCACGUGUGCCAGCCAAGAUGGAAAGGAUGAGACUGAGCUCUGCCAUGUUUGCUGCAUGGAAAAGAUGAACCCAAACACCUGCAGCAGCACUGGGUCGGAGCGCCUGGCUCGCUUCUUCAAUAAGAAAGUCACCACUCUGCCAGCCGGCUCACCCUGCAACGACUUCAAGGGUUACUGUGACGUGUUCAUGAAGUGCCGGCUGGUGGAUGCAGACGGACCGCUCGCCAGGCUAAAAAAGGCCAUCUUCAACCCAGAGCUCUAUGAGAACAUUGCAGAGUGGAUAGUGGCUCAUUGGUGGGCCGUGCUGCUGAUGGGCAUUGCCCUCAUCAUGCUCAUGGCAGGUUUCAUUAAGAUCUGCAGUGUGCACACACCGAGCAGCAAUCCUAAACUCCCCCCUCCCAAACCUCUUCCAGGCACUUUGAAGAGGCGACGAGCGCAGCAGCAUGCUAGCUCCCAGGUGCAGCACCAAUCCCAGCACCCGCAUGCCCACGGAGGCCACGGCGGCCAGCGACAAGCCCGGGGCCAGCCGCAGCGGCAGGCGCAGCCCCAGAGACACCACCGUCAGCCCAGAGAGAACUAUCAGAUGGGCCAGAUGAGACGCUGAGAUCCUGCCUCCCCCCACCCCACCACCCUCCCUAAUGCCUUGGCUCCUCCUUGUGCCUACAGUGGGAAACAAAAGCGUCACUCCAUCCAAAGAAACGCCUGACAUGGUUGUUAGUCGUCGUCAUAUCCUCCACCUGCAGACAAAACUUAGACGUGACUAAGAGUGAACACUGUCUAGCAACUGGACCGGCUCUUUGUGGAGUGGACUCGACCAUCAGCCAUUUCCAAUGCAGUGUGAUCUAGCACCGUUUUCCAUCGUCCUUUCUUUCUUUCUUUCUUUCUUUCUUUGUAUUUUAUGUUCUUUUAUUUUUUAAGGAGUGCCAAGGAGUGAAGGAAUCAUGUGUAGCUUUUAGUACAUUCUGUGAUGUGAUUUUGGUUCUGUUUCAACAUCUUUGAGUGGGUGCUGCCGGUGAGCUGUUUUGUGCUUUUCUUUUUUUCUUUCUAUCAUUUUUUGCCAUCCUAGCCAAGAAUGAGAGACUCUCAGCGAGGAUUCACGGCACUUUUAUGACGUACACAUGUCAAACGGCAAGAGACACAGGCUCUGGUGUCCCGUGCAGACAGUUUUCUGCAUGUGACUGUAAAUAUUUAGUGUAUCAUAAGUGAAAACAAACUAUUUCUUCUACUGUAAAUGUGUAAUUCUUCACUUUUUUCUUUAUUUUAUUUAAUUUUAAAUUUUUUCGGUUAGUGCUCUCAGGAUUUCUAACACAUAAAUGAAGGAGUUCCUUGGACGGUGAUGUUAAGGAUUUGACUUUCUGCAGUUCUAGUCGAAUAGAUUUCAUUUCCUGUUAUUAGACUGAUAGGUUUUGAUUUUGAGGCUCAAGGCCACCGUAUCAACACAUUUAAGCCUCUUCUGUUCAAGACUUUUCUCAUCUUUUUAUUUUAUGAUGUUUUACUAACAUCAUGUUUUGAUCAAGUUGUGUAACGAAGGAGGCGAAGACGUGGGAUCGCCAGGUUUGCCGUUCGUAUCGACUUGUUUUGGAUCAUGAAGAACGAGUAACCACUAACCGAAGCUAAAAUCUCACAGAGACGAGAGAAAGUGAAGGCUGAUGUGGAGUAGUGUAGAAACAAGAGUGUAUUAUGUUGGUUUACAUGAGUGUGGAGAUGAAUUUUAAAAAUAACAACAAAAAAAACCAAAACAAUUGUGACUAAGUCAUUUUAUUAAAACUUUUCAUUGUGGGCAUGCGGACAAAUUUACUAAACGGACUGAGGUCUGUGAUCUUUGUAAUCCACUCUGCAGUUUUUACUUUUAUCUCAUAAGCAGCAGGAUUACUAGAGGCUGCUUUGAUUUGUGACGUCACGAUUUUAUAACGCCUGCUGCCGUCUCUUGUCACACCCACUGAAGACCGAGUCCCCUAAAGAGCUCAUGACUUUACGUCCAUGUGACUGUGUGUGUGUGUGUGUGCAGGUUUUCUGACACAGGAAGUACCUGGGAGGUUUCUGAAGUCUUAAGUGAACAAAUGGGAAGUUUGUGUGUGUGUGUAUGAGACCUCGGGUGUUUUCUGUCACCAUUUACUGCAACAAAUGGUUGUUUUGUACAAUAAGCUGCAGGAUGCCAUACUGUGACGAGGAGGAAAAAGUGAAAUAACAGUUUUGCAUCAAAUGUUUUUCAGAUGAAGGUUUUCUUUGCUAUGACUUUAUUUAAUCCUGACACUACUUACUUUUAAAUGCAUGCUUGUUACACAGGUCUAAGUCACACGUGCUCUAGAGGGGAGUCAGCAGGUGGAUUUGGGAAUGCUGUUAUUCUCAUGCCUGUACAAAACAUCUAUUUCAAUUCCAUCUCCCAGGUCAGAAUUUUACCUGUAAACUUGUACAGUACUUGGAAAAGAGAUUUCAUUUAAUUUGAAAAACUACAUUUUGAUACAUCUGUUUGUUUUUCUAAUUCAGAGUAACUUGUUCAUACGUGACAGGGUUCCCUCUCUAAGUUAUUUAUGUUCUAUGUGCUAAUUGAUCUGCAGUUUGCUCAUUUUCACUUCCAUCAUCAAUGGGGAAAAAUGUUUGAUUCAGUGUGAUGGAUUUAAUGUUACAUCCUCAUUUUUUCUGUCUUUCUUAUCCCGUGGCAUGGUUUGGGUAGACGAGCAGAAGAAAAAUGCCUGUAAAUUUACUUUCUUUUUAAUUUCACGGUCUUGGUAAAAAAAAAAGAAAACUUUUUUUUUAGGUAAACGUGCACUGAACAUGUCCAAAUUGAGUUGAAAUGUUGUAGGUGAUGUAGGCCGUAAGAACACAAGAUUAAAAAGUUAAAAACUACUGUCUGAUUUUAAUGUUCACUGUGUUUUAUACAGUACUCGAAAUUUUUUGUUCACUUUGAACAUUUUUACUAAAAAACGUUUCAAAUUGUAUUGUGCAAAGAGAUGUAAUUUUUGGAGUACUUGAAAUGCAUUAAUUAAAAGACUCAUUCAAAAAUCAAA
This is a messenger RNA of Nothobranchius furzeri (turquoise killifish), 4897 nucleotides long. Its product is annotated as disintegrin and metalloproteinase domain-containing protein 10. Gene Ontology annotation, molecular function: metalloendopeptidase activity involved in amyloid precursor protein catabolic process. The record is from RefSeq and is a predicted model, not a curated record. Gene Ontology annotation, biological process: membrane protein ectodomain proteolysis; Notch signaling pathway. Gene Ontology annotation, cellular component: plasma membrane; synaptic membrane. NCBI's taxonomy places the organism in Eukaryota, Metazoa, Chordata, Actinopteri, Cyprinodontiformes, Nothobranchiidae.